Messenger RNA from Plasmodium cynomolgi strain B, 492 nucleotides. RefSeq names its product vacuolar sorting protein SNF7. The record is from RefSeq and is a predicted model, not a curated record. NCBI's taxonomy places the organism in Eukaryota, Apicomplexa, Aconoidasida, Haemosporida, Plasmodiidae. Gene Ontology annotation, biological process: late endosome to vacuole transport via multivesicular body sorting pathway; vesicle budding from membrane. Bases 1 to 492 code for a protein of 163 amino acids. The transcript is spliced from 6 exons. Gene Ontology annotation, cellular component: cytoplasmic side of plasma membrane; ESCRT III complex; multivesicular body.
AUGAGCAAUGCCAAAAUUUUAUUAAAGAGGAAAAAAUUGUACGAACAGGAAAUAGAAAACAUUUUAAAUAAUCGGCUAACCCUGGAAGACAACAUGAUCAAUUUGGAGAACAUGCAUUUACACAAAAUCGCAGUUAACGCCUUGUCUUAUGCAGCCAGCACGCACAAAAAGCUGAACAGUGAAAUAAAUACGAAGAAGGUGGAGAAAAUUAUCGACACGAUUCAAGAAAAUAAGGACAUCCAGGAGGAGAUAAACCAGGCCCUCACCUUCAAUCUGCUAAAUAAUGUGGACGAUGACGAAAUCGACAAGGAGCUUGACCUACUGAAGGAACAAACCAUGGAGGAAAAACUCACAUCCAAAGUUAACAAAAUACCGGAGGUCCCCCGAGAUAGUUACCCUUUGCAUGUGAAGGCUAGCGAACAGCUAAUCGAUAAGACCACCGAGGAGUCGGACGACGAAGAAUUGAAGGAGCUAAUAGGAGAAAUGACAUGA